Ctenopharyngodon idella (grass carp) is the source of this 612-nucleotide messenger RNA. RefSeq names its product thyroid hormone responsive (gene thrsp). NCBI's taxonomy places the organism in Eukaryota, Metazoa, Chordata, Actinopteri, Cypriniformes, Xenocyprididae. The record is from RefSeq and is a predicted model, not a curated record. Gene Ontology annotation, biological process: regulation of lipid biosynthetic process. The transcript has a single exon. Gene Ontology annotation, cellular component: cytosol. The coding region runs from base 85 to 501 and encodes 138 amino acids.
CUCCAGAUCCUUCACUGCAUCCAGGCCCCGGCAACUUUACCAUCUUACCAAGAGACGCUCAGUCUGAAACCCACCGGAGAAACCAUGCAGUCUGCCGACACUAAGCUCAGCCGAAGCUCCCUUCAGCUGGCCCUGAGGCGCUACAGCUCAGUGGUGCGUGAUAUGGAGCAGACCAUCCUGCUUCCCAGCCUCCUGAGGGAUGUGCCGUACGACGAGGCUGCGGACUGCGAGGCCGCAGACAACAGCAUGGACCUGUACGAGUACUACCUUAUGCUGAAAGCCAUCAAGAACACGGUGGAGAGCGGCCUCAUCCCCCAUGACGACGCCAAGGCUAAGAGUCAAGCCGACCUGCACAAAGGCCUGGAGCCCCUGCUGGAGGCCCAACCUGAGGCACUUUUCCACUUCCAUCUGGGAGGCCUGUUCACAGUCAUGGCUACGCUCGCAAAGAAGUCCCAGAACUUGACUGAGAAAUACUUGGACAUCAUUGGGGUCAGCCAUUAGGAUUCAGCACAUCUUGAAGAAUCCAUCUUGAAGUGGAAGCAAUUACCUGGAAAGCUGUUUACAUCCUUGUCACUAUCUGAGUGACAUGCAAUAAAAAGUCUAGAAAAAUAA